UUCUAUUGACGAUUCUGUCGAUAAGUAUAAAAGGAAUCAUCAGAAUCGAAAAAUUAGUCAAUUGUUAAUUAAAUUUUGAGACAAAAAAAAUGAAAUCAAUCGUUAUUCUUUUUGCUGUGUUUGCCUGCACAUUAGCAGCUCCACAAGUUUCUGUUGUUGCUACAAGUCCACUUGUAUCAGCACCAUUGCUAACAAAAGUUGAAGGUGAAGCUCCAGCAUCUACUGUUCAUGCUGUCCAUACAAAAGUCGUUCCACAAGUCAUAGCAUAUAGCGUUCCAGCUCCCAUUGUUCAUCAUGCUGCCCCAAUUGUUUCAGCACCUGUCAUCUCAGCAUACAGUGCAUUUCCAGUAGCUCCUUUUGUAAGUUGUCCAUAAAUUCAGAAUUGUCUACUAAAGCAUGUUGAUAUGAUUAACGGUCGGAAAUUAUUUAAAAAUAUAUCAAAAGUAUGAACAACUAUCAUCAAAUGGUGAAUAAAUCUUCGCAAGCAAUAGACUUAUAGAUCUGGAAUUAAUUUUGAUGCAAUAGACUCAUAUUGAAAGUUAAUAAAACAAACUUUUUUACAUGAGAA
This is a messenger RNA of Chironomus riparius, 568 nucleotides long. The record is from the annotation of a GenBank genome assembly. NCBI's taxonomy places the organism in Eukaryota, Metazoa, Arthropoda, Insecta, Diptera, Chironomidae.